Messenger RNA from Cyprinodon tularosa, 961 nucleotides. It is a transcript of the gene rgs4, whose product is annotated as regulator of G protein signaling 4. Lineage: Eukaryota; Metazoa; Chordata; Actinopteri; Cyprinodontiformes; Cyprinodontidae. The transcript is spliced from 5 exons. Bases 130 to 747 code for a protein of 205 amino acids. The record is from RefSeq and is a predicted model, not a curated record.
AGUACAGCCUGCUGUUUAAUACUGAAGGACGCCACUCUAAAAACUCCACUGUCCACGAUCGCUCAGUGGCUUUCCUGCUGUCAUUGAGAAAAAAACAAGUUGUGACUUUUGGAUUCUUAGCGUUCCAUCAUGUGUAAAGGACUUGCAACCCUUCCUGCAACCUGCCUGAAAAGCGCUAAAGAUAUCAAGCACAAAAUAAGCUUCUUACUGCAGAAGCCUGAACCCCAUGCUGCAGAUCAGAAGGAGAUAAAGGAAAAAAAUGUGACGGCUGCUGUAAAGAGGGUCCCUGAUGCUACUGAAGUAGAGAAAUGGAAGGAGUCGUUCAGUCAUGUGAUGAGCAGUGAACUGGGUCGUACAGUCUUCACCACCUUCUUAAAGUCAGAGUUCAGCCAGGAAAAUGUUUACUUCUGGAUCGCUUGUGAGGACUAUAAGAAGACGUCACCUUCCAAGCUGGCAACUAAAGCGAAGCAAAUCUACCAGCAGUAUGUUGAUGCAGAUGCUCCCAAUGAGGUAAACUUAGAUGCAGCUACAAGAGAAAAGACAAGGCGGGGAAUUGAGAGCGGCAGUCCAUCUUGUUUUGACGAGGCUCAGAAGAUGAUCUACACUUUAAUGGAGAAGGACUCUUACAGAAGGUUCUUAAAAUCCAAUCAUAUUCAGGAUCUGUGUCAGAAAGAGAAGAAUACUGCUCAAGAGAAAAAAGAAUGUGAUUGGGUUGAUAGCCAGCAGGUGUUAGCUGGUGGGGCCUAAACUAGGAAUGACAAGAAGAUUUAAAGCAGGUGCCAAAGUUAGAAGGUGCAGCAGAGAAGUAGACUAAGAAGGACAAAUAGCCAGAAAGAGUUUGACCUUAAGGGUGAUUCCUAUUUUGGAUGACUUUUCUUUAACAAACUCAACUUGCUGUUAUUUACUUGCAGAGUUUAGCUGUCAUAUAUUCAAUAAAAGUGUAAUGUUUUCUAUCUCUGAA